CAAAUUAGGCGUUAAUUAACUUUGCUUGCAUUAUAUAAAAUUAAAAUACAAUUAUUUAAAACAGAAAUAUCCUGUAUAAUUAUCGUUAUCGUGCGUUUGAAGGCAAACAUAUCGUUAUCGUUAUAACCGGCAGAUGAAGAUAACGUUAAAUUGCUGUGAUGAAAUUGUAAUUCUUGGAAAAUCUGGGCAAUAAAUUUGGUUAGCAGACAACAUGGCUAAGCGACAGAUGUGGGAUCACAUGCGUCAGGUCUUCCAGCAGGCUGUGAACGCAGUGCAUCCCGAAAGAAUCUUUGCGGACUACAACAGCUUCGAUCUGCGGCCGCAGGUGAAGGAGGAUCAGCGUGUUUACAUCAAGCUUAAUGGCCAGCAACACGACAUUACCGACAAGACCUGCCAUGUGGUGGGCUUUGGCAAAGCGGUGCUGGGCAUGGCCAACACAGUGCAGCGGGAUCUGGGCCAGUGGUCAGCUGGCGGAGUGCUCAGCGUGCCGGUCAACACGCUCCAGCAGUUCAAGUUGCCCGUCAGCGACAAGCUGACUGUGCACGAAGGUGCACCCAACAAUUUACCCGAUGACACGGCUCUGAAGGCUGCUCAGUCGAUUAAGACGCUAGCCGAGAGUAUGACCGCCAAAGAUGUGCUGUUUGUGUUUAUCUCUGGCGGAGGUUCGGCGUUGUUGCCGCUGCCCCGAGCACCGCUAACGCUGUUGGACAAGCGCAGGAUUGCCGAUGAGCUGAUGAAACGCGGCGCCAGCAUCCAGGAGAUUAACACCGUGCGCAUUGCUUGCUCGGACAUAAAAGGCGGACGUUUGGCGCUGGCGGCACAAAAAGCCAGCUUGUUGGUCACCUUUGUGCUGAGCGACAUCAUCGGUGAUCCGCUCGAGCUGAUUGCCUGUGGUCCCACCAUACAGUCGAAAGACAACAAUCAGUCUGCGGCGGCAAUCCUCAAGAAGUUCCAACUAUGGGAGGAGCUGUCAGUUGCACUGCAGCAAGUCUUCGAAUCUUCCGAGGUGCAACAGCAACAGACAGCCUUUGAUAACAACAAAGUGUUUGUGGUGGGCAGCAAUGUUAUAGCCACCGCAGCAGCUGCUCAGGAAGCCCACAAGCUGGGCUUCGUUCCAAGCGUGUUGAGCUGCGCGGUGCAGGGCGAUGUCAGCAGCGUGGCUGCGGAUUAUCAGCGCUUGUUGCAGAGCAUUCAAGAGUACAAACAACGUUCGAUUAACCCACAGCAGCUACGGGAACGUUUUCCAUUUGCGGAGAAAAGCUUUGAGGAUUUCCUCAAGGCGCUGGAGCAGCAUAUCAACACCAAGACGCCGCUGUUUCUGAUUUGUGGGGGCGAGCCAGUUAUCAAGGUCACUGGUCAGGGUCUUGGAGGACGCAAUCAGCACUUGGCACUGCUCAUGUCCCAGAUGCUGCAUCGCGAUGAAUCGCUUGCUGGAUGCACAUUUCUAAGCGCCGGCACCGAUGGCAUCGAUGGACCCACAGAUGCAGCAGGCGCCAUUGCCGAUAGCUGUGUUAUAGAUGAAUAUUUGGCCAAUCAUACGCUCGAUGAACUGGCCGAAGUGUUGCGCAAUUGUGAUAGCUAUAAUUUCUACAAGCAAUUGGCGGCGGGGGAGCAUCAUCUGAUCACUGGACACACGGGCACCAAUGUGAUGGAUUUGCACUUCCUUGUCGUGCCUUAAUACGAGUACCUUUGACAUGGUUUCGUCACCAUUUGGCUGAUGGGGAUGGUUAAUGAAGUUGCUCUUGAAAAACCCGCAGCAAGCGAUGAAAUAGUUUCAAUUUGUUUAAUAAGUGUUCAGACAGUUUUUACGAUUUUCCUGCUUAAUGUUCCUCUAAAUUUUUACGACUCGUUUCAUUAACAUUUUUAAUAUGCAUUUAAAUGCGAGUAUUCCGUAUUCAUAUUCGUCGUAUUCCGUAUUCGUAUUCCGUAUUCAUUCUCUUCUUAUGCUUCGUGCUUCAAGUGACAAACAUAAAAUGGCAAUUAGCUUUUUCCUCUUCAUAAAACUGAAACAAAAACGAAAAUGAAAACUAAAAAGAAUUCUGCCUUAUGAAAUCAGCAAUCAGUAAAAUAUUUUACAUUUUUUUGUUGUUGUUCCCUCAGCUUCCAGAUGAAUUGUGAUGAUUUUAUGGUUGUGUGAUAAAUCAAAUGAUAUAUCUAUCUAACUAGCUAUCUAUCUAUGCGAUUAUUAUGAAGCAUAAAUAUUUGUCAUACAUUUGUUUUCUUCGUAUUUGUUAUUGUUUUUUUUUUGGUUGUCGUGCUUUGCGUCUCAUAAAAAUGCGCUGCUAAUAAAUCAUCUUAAUUGUUUAAGACCCCAAAGGCAAACAGUAGCAGCAAAAGCAGAAACAACAACAAUGGCCAGCGAUAAUUGCAAUUAAAAAUGUAAAUUUAUUUGUUUAGUUUUAUUUUUAGCAACAACAAUACAACCACAAAUACAACAAAAGAAAAUAUAAUAAAAUUUACUAGAAAAACUAAAA
Molecule: messenger RNA, 2474 nt
Organism: Drosophila sulfurigaster albostrigata
Lineage: Eukaryota; Metazoa; Arthropoda; Insecta; Diptera; Drosophilidae
Product: glycerate kinase
Exons: 2
Coding region: 212-1678 (488 amino acids)
Biological process (GO): protein phosphorylation
Cellular component (GO): cytoplasm
Molecular function (GO): glycerate kinase activity
Source: RefSeq, a predicted model, not a curated record